AUGGGAGACGUACCUUCACGAAAGAGAUCACGCUCGUCAGAGCGCUCCGUCUCACCACCGCCAGUAAAGCGAAAUCAACCGUCCUCUACCACCAACAAGGCAGUGGCAAACUUCUUUACCCCAGCAUCACAAAAGCCAAAGACGUCGGAGAGCGUCUCUUGGACGGUCAUAAAGGAGAGCCUGUUAAUCGGACGCUAUCAAGAUCCCUCGCAUGUCGCGGAGCCCGACGCGCAGCCCCGCAAGAUAGCUAUUUUUGACUUCGACUCGACCCUCAUUACAUCCGCAUCAGGCAAAAGGUUUGCGCGCGACGCUUCGGACUGGAAGUGGUGGCAUGCCAGUGUUGCCACCAGCCUUCACAAGCUCCAUCAAGACGGCUAUCUUAUCGCCAUUGUCAGCAACCAGGCGGGCAUAAGCCUCAAAACCAACAGCAAAUCACUAAAGACCGAGUUGAAACGACUAGCGGACUUCAAAGCAAAAGUGACGACGGUUUUGACGCAGCUCGAUCUUCCCGUGGCCAUAUAUGCAGCCACGGCCAAGGAUGAAUACCGCAAACCACGCACGGGCAUGUGGCGCCAGCUGCUCGAGGACCACUCUCUCAGCGCGCCUGGGGCUGUGAACAUGGAACGAUCCUUCUUCGUCGGGGACGCAGGAGGACGGCCAGCAAGCGCCAGCAGCGGCGCCCCUAAGGAUUUCUCGUGCUCGGAUAGGGACUUCGCUGCCAACGUCGGUAUCAAGUACAUGACACCAGAGGAGUACUUCCUCGAAGAAGAAGCAUCGCCGUUCAUCAGGGACUUCGACCCGGCCAGGUACAUGAAGGAAGUUGCAGGAGCCGCAACCAACGCAGUUCCGCUGGUGUUCACCAAGAAGAAUCCCGUGGACAUUGUACUCUUUUGCGGCAGCCCGGGUGCCGGCAAGUCGACAUUUUACUGGCGUCACCUGAAGCCCCUUGGCUACGAGCGCAUCAACCAGGACACACUGAAGACGCGUGACAGGUGUCUGAAGGCUGCCACUGAUAGCCUUGCAGAGGGAGACUCUAUAGUCGUAGACAACACCAAUGCCGAUCCCGAGACCCGCGCGCACUGGAUCAAGCUGGCCAAGAAGCACGACGUGCCCAUCCGCUGCGUGCUGUUCACAGCCUCGCCAAAAGUCUGCGAGCACAAUGACGCCGUCCGCGCUCUCAGCGGCGAGAUGAAUCCCGAGUCCCGGAUCAUGCUUCCGAAGAUUGCCUUUACGUCGUUCACAUCGCGAUUCCGUGAGCCCAGCCUCAAGGAAGGCUUCCAAGACAUCACGAAAGUAGACUUUACGUUCGAAGGAUCAGAGCAGGAACGCGCCAUCUGGACCAAAUUCUGGGUUUGA
This is a messenger RNA of Aplosporella prunicola CBS 121167, 1356 nucleotides long. RefSeq lists its product as uncharacterized. The record is from RefSeq and is a predicted model, not a curated record. Gene Ontology annotation, biological process: DNA repair. Lineage: Eukaryota; Fungi; Ascomycota; Dothideomycetes; Botryosphaeriales; Aplosporellaceae. The coding region runs from base 1 to 1356 and encodes 451 amino acids. The transcript is spliced from 10 exons. Gene Ontology annotation, molecular function: ATP-dependent polydeoxyribonucleotide 5'-hydroxyl-kinase activity; double-stranded DNA binding; polynucleotide 3'-phosphatase activity.